AUGGUCAAUAUCGAACUUUGGUUUAUUCCAAUUGAUAUUAUUUCCAUAAUUGGUACAAGUAUAACUAUUUUAUUAGGUAUCAUAUUUCUUCUUCUUAUAAUAUUCAAUAAAACAAGUCGUACAAUUCCAAUGAUAUUAAUUGCAAACACAUCAUUGAGCGCAAUUGCUUGGGGAUCAAGUAUGCUUAGUAUAGCAAUAUUUACAUUACAAAAUGAUCUUCAACGAAUUGAAACUUAUGACAUAUUUUGUAUUAUUCGACCUUUUUUUGGUUAUGGUCUAUGCGGCACAUUUCAUUUUUCAUUGACUUUACAAUCUCUAUAUCGAUAUAUGAUUGUUGUUCAUCCAAAACGUUUAUUUUAUCAAUCUAUAAGAUUUCAAUUAUUUCUUAUGAUAUUAACAUGGAUUUCUGGUUUUGUUAUUCCAAUUGAAUCCAUUGCACGAAAUGAAUUAGUCUAUAACAUUGAGAAUCAAAUAUGUCAAAUUCCACUUCGAUUCUCAUUUUCGAUAAUUUAUAUGGCCAAUUGUAUUUAUUUAAUUCCAAUUGCAAUAACAAUAUUUAUCUAUUAUAAAUUAGUUCGUUAUGUUAAGUCAAUAAAUACACAUACAACAUCUAUUAAUGUUAUUAUUCGUGCACGACGUCAAUUAAAAAUGGUAACACGUAUUAUAACAAUAAUUCUCAUUCUAUUAUUUCUUGGUAUUCCAUAUCUUAGUUUUAUUUUAAUGUCAUUUUUUACAAUACCAUUCAAAUAUCAUUUUCGAAUUGCUUUUGUAUUUGUUGAUGUAUCUAUGGCUGCAGUUAUGAUUGUUUUGUUUCAAUUUACCGAACAAUUCCAAAGUUUUCUAAUAGCAAAAAGAAAAGCACAUCACAAUAUUGUGGCAGUUCUACCGGUUGUACUCAAUUGA
Molecule: messenger RNA, 903 nt
Organism: Adineta ricciae
Lineage: Eukaryota; Metazoa; Rotifera; Eurotatoria; Adinetida; Adinetidae
Source: the annotation of a GenBank genome assembly